AUGUUCUUAUCCUUCCCGUCCGGCCCUGCGCACAAACGCAUCGCUUUUGCGUGCGGACGUUGCCACAAGCGCAAGGUCCGCUGCAGCGGCAACCCUGGCGACGGCUCGCCCUGCUCCAAUUGCGAAUCGGCCGACCCAGGGACCUGUCAGUUCCCAAAGGCGCGGCCGGCACAACAACGAAGGGCCAAUAAGGGCCUAACCAGACAUACGCCGCUACAGGUGCCAUCGCAGCCCACGUCCGUGGGUUGCGACGGCGAGCCCGGCGUCGGGUCGCAGCAUAUGGAUUGCGGCUACGAUCUGCUGCCGCCUCGGCAGCUACGGCGGCAGCAACGCCGCCAGUUCCACCGCCGUCGCGUCGGCAUCGCCGGCGCCGCCCUAUAA
Messenger RNA from Gaeumannomyces tritici R3-111a-1, 381 nucleotides. RefSeq lists its product as hypothetical. Gene Ontology annotation, biological process: regulation of DNA-templated transcription. Gene Ontology annotation, molecular function: zinc ion binding; DNA-binding transcription factor activity, RNA polymerase II-specific. Bases 1 to 381 code for a protein of 126 amino acids. The record is from RefSeq and is a predicted model, not a curated record. Lineage: Eukaryota; Fungi; Ascomycota; Sordariomycetes; Magnaporthales; Magnaporthaceae. The transcript is spliced from 3 exons.